Molecule: messenger RNA, 2554 nt
Organism: Cryptomeria japonica (Japanese cedar)
Lineage: Eukaryota; Viridiplantae; Streptophyta; Pinopsida; Cupressales; Cupressaceae
Product: probable serine/threonine-protein kinase PBL28
Exons: 8
Coding region: 719-2203 (494 amino acids)
Biological process (GO): protein phosphorylation
Molecular function (GO): ATP binding; protein kinase activity
Source: RefSeq, a predicted model, not a curated record
UUUUUGGAAUAUAGAGGAUAUCUAGAAAUAAUCUCAAUCCGAUAUAAAAUGAGAUAGGGUAGAUAAUUUGUAAGGAUUCUUGUCUAAUAUAAAUAUGAUAUAAUGUGUUGUGUGAGAGUAUUAUCUUCAGUUAUAGCUAUACAUUUUGCUGCAUUCAUUUCUUAGCUUGGAGAAUAUCUUAAUGAGUAUUAUAGAUCCUUCUAUGCGUUCUUUCUCUUGUAGUCUACUGAGUGUGUUUGAUACAGAUCCUAAAGAAGAAUCUUGAAUGGCAGGAACGGAGUAUUGUUUUUUUAGAUUAAUUCGUAAAUCAAAGAAAUCUACAUCACACACCAAGGAUGGACUUGGAGACUUUGUAUCAAUUCUACUAGGAAACUCACAAACAGAUUGUCCACCAGCCAUGCCCUACAUUUUAUUAUUGAUUUUUAUUGUAAGGGAACUCAGUGCUAUCAAGAUACCUAGAAUUUUACAGAAUGAACCUACUUCGUACAUUCUAAAAGCUAGCCUUGGAAAUAAACCUCAGCCCUUGCUCGUACAAGAGAGCACACAAACCACUUGUUCUCCAUUUGCAUCUACGUAAUUUAUUCACAGAGAAUAUUAAUAUAUAGGUUGUGGCCUAAAUUUCAAAGAAUCUGCCUACGGUAACUCUGGAGACUGCAAUGCGGAAGGUCUGACUUGGAGUGGACUAAGAACCACAGAUCGUUGCACCAAUGCUUUCAACAUGGUCUCUUAUGCACUAGCUGCAAGAGCAUCUCUUGCUGCCAAUAGAUCUUACAUCUUCCUGAAUUCGACAGAAGAAAGUUUUUGCAGAGAGGAUUUUUAUGAGAAGUAUCCAAACAUAAAGGAAUUGAACUGUGGGAUGGAAGAAUUUACGUUCAAUAAUAAUGCUUGUUCAAAGCUUACAGUUGAAAAUGUUGUUGAUAUUCUUGGAAACGAUUUUCUGUCCUUGAAGAAUGAGUGCAAUAGCCUAACAGGUAAAAAGCAAACUCAUGCCUGCAUAAGCUGUCUUCAAAAAUACAGUUUCGCCACAGUAAAACUACUAGCAGAAAAUGCUAAUCAACGAAAUUUUAGCACUACUAUGUGUGGGAUAGCCCUCCAAAUUACACUGAUUAGCAUGAAUAUAAACGACACUGAGUGGAUUAAUGCCUUCCGCAAUUGUCUAAUGAUCAAGACCACAAAAGAUGAAGAACAGACUGACAAGGUUUUAUAUGGGUUCUCACCAGUAUCACUGUUAGCCAUUGUUGGAGGGCUUCUCUGCAGAGGGAAAUGGAAACAGGAGGAAAAGAAUAUCGAGGAUUAUGAUCAGUGUUCCAUCGAAAGUUUUAAUAGCUACAGCUUCUCCAGCAAAGAAAUUUACAACGCUACAGACGAAUUCAAUGAUACAAACUACCUUGGUGAAGGGACUGCUGGAAAGGUUUACAAAGGAGUUUUGCGCAACAAAAAGCAGAUUGCUGUGAAGCAAAUCGUCAAAGAUAAUUUUGUAGAGACCUAUUUUAGGGAGGUCAAAAAUGUUUCAAAAAUCAAGCACCCAAAUUUGGUCUCAUUACUGGGCUAUUGUGAGGACAGGCAUGAAUAUUAUUUGAUUUAUGAGCUAUGCUCCCAGGGAAAUCUGGCUGAAUGGCUUUUUGGACACAACAAAACGUUGUCAUGGAAUCAAAGACUAAAUAUUGCAGUUGGGAGUGCUCGGGGUCUAUUGUUCCUUCAUUCACACCCACAAGGUUGCAUUGUUCACCGAGAUAUAAAGCCUACAAAUAUUUUGCUGACUGAAGAUAUGGAGGCAAAGCUUUCUGACUUUGGCCUGUCUCGAGUCAUUGCCUUUGAGAAAUCUCAUGUUGUGUCAGAAGUUAGAGGAACAAUUGGCUACCUCGAUCCAGAGUAUGCCAAAAAAGGGAAACUGACACCCUCCAGUGAUGUCUAUAGUUUUGGGAUUACUCUUCUGCAGCUUCUUUCAGGUCGAAGAGUCAUCAACCUUGAUACACAAAGACCAAUGACACUAGACAAAAUGGCCAGAAUGGUUUCCAGAACAGGGAACAUAUUUGAUUUUGCAGAUAAAAAGUUGAAGGGAUACUACUCUACUGAUGCAUUUGAACUAGUCCUGAAGACUGCACUCCAGUGCACCUCGGCCACCAAGCUCAAACGUGUAGGCAUGAAAGACAUUCUGUCAGAGCUAGAGGAGGCUCUUGAGAUAUCAAUUAGAACAAUGUAAAAGAGAGAAGAAAAAAAUUAGGAAUUAGAAGUUAAAAUAUUGUCUAAUCUCAAAUAGUGAGUUUAGAUGUGUACCAUAUAGCAAGGGGUAAGAUCAGAUUUAUCCCAUGAAGGUGUACAUUUUUUUGUUAAUCCUAUUUUAUGGGAGUGAUAAUAGUUAGGAUUUAGAGAACAUGUAAGAUUGUUGAACCCUACCCCAAUCAAGUAGAUUGAAAGGCUCAAAAGGAGUUCAUGUAAAGAACAUCGUUGAUAAUGAACGAAUCUUAAUUAGACACAGUGCCUUUUAGGAUUAAAUAGAAUGGAUGAAUUAUUUAGACAGGAUGCUUCCCAAAAUAGAGAUAAAAGGACAGCU